Molecule: messenger RNA, 1443 nt
Organism: Egretta garzetta (little egret)
Lineage: Eukaryota; Metazoa; Chordata; Aves; Pelecaniformes; Ardeidae
Gene: TPH2
Product: tryptophan hydroxylase 2
Exons: 11
Coding region: 1-1443 (480 amino acids)
Biological process (GO): aromatic amino acid metabolic process; serotonin biosynthetic process
Cellular component (GO): neuron projection
Molecular function (GO): tryptophan 5-monooxygenase activity; iron ion binding
Source: RefSeq, a predicted model, not a curated record
AUGUCUUUGAAGGAAACUUACCGAAAUAGUGCUCCCGAUCCAGAUGUGCUGUUCAGUCCUACACUCCGUAAGCUAAACAGAUCAAGUUCUGGGAAAAAUGAGGAAAAGAAGGGGAAUAAGGGAAACGGGAAAGGUGAAUCUCUUUCUGAAGGUGGAAAGACAGCCGUGGUGUUUUCCUUGAAGAAUGAAGUUGGUGGAUUGGUGAAAGCUCUCCGACUCUUCCAGGAGAAACAUGUGAGUAUGGUUCAUAUUGAAUCACGAAAAUCGAAGAGAAGGAACUCAGAGGUGGAAAUUUUUGUGGACUGUGAUUGCAGUAAGAAAGAAUUUAAUGAACUGAUCCAGUUGCUCAAGUUUCAAACUAAUAUUGUAUCUCUCAAUCCACCAGAAAACAUCUGGACUGAUGAAGAAGAUCUCGACUGUGUCCCUUGGUUCCCCAGGAAGAUAUCCGAAUUAGACAAAUGCUCACAGAGAGUUUUGAUGUAUGGAUCUGAGCUAGAUGCAGAUCACCCUGGAUUUAAAGACAACGUCUAUCGACAGAGAAGAAAGUACUUUGUGGAUGUUGCCAUGAGCUAUAAAUAUGGUCAACCCAUUCCCAGAGUGGAGUACACAGCUGAAGAAAUUAAAACAUGGGGGGUGGUAUUUAGGGAACUCAGUAAACUCUAUCCCACCCAUGCUUGUCGUGAAUAUUUAAAAAACUUCCCUCUGCUGACCAAGUACUGUGGAUACAGAGAGGAUAAUGUGCCUCAGCUGGAAGAUGUUUCUAUUUUUCUUAAAGAAAGGUCUGGCUUCACAGUGAGACCAGUUGCUGGCUACCUAUCUCCCCGAGACUUUUUAGCUGGCUUAGCGUAUAGAGUUUUUCACUGUACUCAGUACAUACGACAUGGCUCAGAUCCUCUCUACACUCCAGAACCGGAUACGUGCCAUGAACUCUUGGGACACGUGCCUCUACUUGCUGAUCCCAAGUUUGCACAGUUUUCACAAGAGAUAGGACUUGCUUCACUGGGAGCAUCUGAUGAAGAUGUUCAGAAAUUAGCCACUUGCUAUUUUUUUACGAUUGAAUUUGGCCUUUGCAAGCAAGAAGGACAACUACGUGCUUACGGGGCAGGACUUCUGUCUUCUAUUGGCGAAUUGAAGCAUGCUCUCUCUGACAAGGCCAAUGUGAAAACAUUCGAUCCAAAGACAACCUGUUUGCAAGAAUGCCUUAUCACUACUUUCCAGGAAGCUUACUUUGUUUCAGAAAGUUUUGAAGAAGCCAAAGAAAAGAUGAGGGACUUUGCCAAAUCAAUCAAUCGUCCCUUCUCUGUGUAUUUCAAUCCAUAUACACAAAGCAUUGAGAUUCUGAAGGAUACCAGGAGUAUAGAAAACGUUGUCCAGGACCUCCGGAGUGAUCUAAACACCGUAUGUGAUGCUUUAAGCAAAAUGAACCGAUAUUUAGGGAUUUGA